AUGAGAGACUUUAAGAGACUCCAGAAUGAUCCACCCGCAGGUAUCAGUGGAGCACCAAUGGAGAACAAUAUAUUACAAUGGCAAGCAGUCAUCUUUGGACCAGAGGACACACCGUGGGAAGGAGGUACGUUUAAGCUAUCAUUACAGUUCUCUGAGGAGUAUCCAAACGAUCCACCUCAGGUCAGAUUCUUGUCAAAGAUGUUCCAUCCAAACGUAUACACAGACGGUGCAAUCUGUCUCGAUAUUUUGCAGAACCAAUGGAGUCCAAUCUAUGAUAUCGCCGCCAUUUUAACUUCAAUUCAGUCUCUGUUAUGCGAUCCAAACCCCAACUCACCUGCCAACUCAGAGUCGGCAAGGUUGUUCAGGGAGAAUAAGAGAGAAUAUAAUCGCAAGGUCAAGGAGAUUGUAGAGCAAAGUUGGGUAAGUGAUUGA
Acytostelium subglobosum LB1 is the source of this 432-nucleotide messenger RNA. RefSeq lists its product as hypothetical. The transcript has 2 exons. The record is from RefSeq and is a predicted model, not a curated record. Gene Ontology annotation, biological process: proteasome-mediated ubiquitin-dependent protein catabolic process; DNA repair; protein polyubiquitination. Gene Ontology annotation, molecular function: ubiquitin conjugating enzyme activity. Bases 1 to 432 code for a protein of 143 amino acids. NCBI's taxonomy places the organism in Eukaryota, Evosea, Eumycetozoa, Acytosteliales, Acytosteliaceae. Gene Ontology annotation, cellular component: HULC complex.